AUGUCCCAAGUGCUCCUCGCGACGGCAGCGUUGACGGCGUUGAGCGUGAGUAGCAGCAGCCUGGGCCUAGCUUCACGGCUAGGUGCUCUGGUAGGCGCCUCGCGCACAUCGCUUCCAAGGCCGGAGGAUGAAAGGCACGAUAGGGAAGGUUCUGCUAACUCCAUUGGACGAGACAGUUUGCCAAAAUCUCUCCUGGCCACUUUCGGUGCAACCGCCGCUGCGGCGGUUCUCCUCAAAGGAGGCGACAUGAUCGAGACGGGCGCCCGUACUUCAUGGUCUCUCGGUGGCGACAACACGCCCCGCGCACUGGUUGAUUUGUCAACGGUGAUGAAGUUCCUGGCCGGCAUAUCUGUAGGAUGGCAAGUCACGCGUCUGGUAAGGGGCUUUUGUCGGUGGGAUGAAGCCUCCGAGCCUUCUGGCGAUCACCGCCAAGACGCCUUCGAACCGAGACCGCUGCAUACAGACGGUCAGUCGACCGCCGCUCCUGAAGCUGAUGAAGCCUUGCUCAGGUCGACGGGUGCCGGGCUGACUCUCGCAUUGCUGGGGGGCGGGGUGAUGGGGUUGCUUUAUUUCCGGUCGAACGAAGACAGUUUCGACGAUGUGCUGUGGAAUUCGAGACUGAACGUCGGAGCAACCUUACUAACUGGAGCGAGCCUCGGUGUUGCUUUGCGAACAGGAAAGGCCUUGUUGUCGUGA
This is a messenger RNA of Neospora caninum, 696 nucleotides long. RefSeq lists its product as hypothetical. The record is from RefSeq and is a predicted model, not a curated record. The coding region runs from base 1 to 696 and encodes 231 amino acids. NCBI's taxonomy places the organism in Eukaryota, Apicomplexa, Conoidasida, Eucoccidiorida, Sarcocystidae. The transcript has a single exon.